This is a messenger RNA of Daphnia pulex (common water flea), 2625 nucleotides long. Its product is annotated as vascular endothelial growth factor receptor 1-like. The transcript has 9 exons. Bases 783 to 1958 code for a protein of 391 amino acids. The record is from RefSeq and is a predicted model, not a curated record. Lineage: Eukaryota; Metazoa; Arthropoda; Branchiopoda; Diplostraca; Daphniidae. Gene Ontology annotation, biological process: cell surface receptor protein tyrosine kinase signaling pathway; multicellular organism development; positive regulation of kinase activity. Gene Ontology annotation, cellular component: signaling receptor complex. Gene Ontology annotation, molecular function: transmembrane receptor protein tyrosine kinase activity; ATP binding.
AAUACUCUGGCACAGUUGACGAGACGGAAACCUCGUCAAUUCUGCCACUAAGAGGAAAAUCAAAGGAAGCUGGAAUCUACGAAUGCCAAUGGAAAAACGGCAGAGGAGAGGACAGACACAGAAACUUCAACGUCACUGUCACUUUCGUUGAUGAAGAAGAAACAAAUGCCAUGAUUCUGUCGGUAACUUUCAUCGGAUUACUUGCAGUCGGAGUGGGAAUCGGAAUCAAACUUUAAACAGACAAUCUCAUAAGUAGAAAGAUUGGGAAAUUGGGUGACGUGGUCAAUCAAUGGAGUUUUUCAUCACGUUUUAUGAAAACGACAAAACAAUUAUUCUUAAGUAAUAGAAGGAAAUUAAUUAGGGGAGGCGGUGUCGUGUACUACGAAAUUAACCACUGUCGAAUGAGGCCAAUGUCGCAAUCUCGAAUUUGAAAACAGCAUAUUAUUUCCAUUAAUGGGAACAAAAUGGCGGAAUAUUUAACAACCCACAUCCGAUCACCGCUAUUCGACGAGAGAAUAGCCUACAUUUUAAUGACAGACUAGGGCAAUCCAGAAAAAGCUGCGAGAAAUUAUCAAAAGUUUAAACCGCCGGAUGUGAAGAAAUGGCAAUGACGAGACGGUAAAAAAAAGCCAACAGGAAAUUCUGGUCUGCGUCAGACAGACUUCUGAGAAUACACACUCAAUAUUCUACACGAUUGCGCAUUACAAUAGUCUUCAUUUGGAAAAGCGAAAUAUUCAGAUGCUGUCGGUGACUGAAAGUGGACGUGCAAUUCCAAGUGGAAAAUGAAUUUCAUUUCAACGAGGCGGGUGGUGCUGAGACUCUUAUUUUCCAUGUUGGCAAAUCAAAUCGUUCAGGCUAAUGAACUUGAAAUAUUCCCCGAAGCAGAGAACGACGAACAGGUGAUUGAAGCCGGUUCAACUUUAACACUGACUUGCAUCAAUGAGUCUCCCCAUCACUCGUCGGAUAAUUUAACUGAGCUAAGAUGGAUACUUCCCCAAUUCAAAAACCCUCUUAUUGAAGAAACAGAUAAACGCUUUAGUUUAACUGAUGUAAAGAACGAAACGCACCUAAUCUCGACCAUGACUUUGAUCAACAUUACAACCAAUGACACGGGCUUUUAUGAAUGUCAAGGGAGAAUCCAACCACGGAAUCGAUACGUUUAUGUCUUCAGCAACGAAGAUUUUGAUUUGACAGGACCCCCAAAUUUGUCCAGCAACAAGUUAGAAGCCAAAACAUCAAUAUUCGAUCCUGUCACGUUCCUCGAAGAAGAAAAACACGAAAUUAAUGUACCCACCCUGACUGCAACUUUAAUCGGAUUAUGUGCAUUUUGUGUGGGAAUUUUCGGCAUCAAAAUUCACCUCGACAAAAGAAAGGCGAAAAGACAACUUGAGAAAAUGCUGAAUGGAGAUCCAAGCCGAAUCGAUCCGGAAGUGCCGUUGGAAUAUCAAACGGAAUUCCUGCCAUACGAUAGAAAAUGGGAAUUCCCAAGGAAAAGGCUGAGACUUGGUCAAGAACUAGGAUCUGGUUGUUUCGGUCGAGUUGUCAAAGGGGAAGCCGUAGGCAUCAAAGACUCUGAUGAAACAGUGACCACAGUGGCCGUUAAAAUGACUAAACUAACGGCCAAGUCUCACAACGCACUGGAUGUUCUUAUAAGGGAAUUAAAAAUGAUGAUUCAUUUGUGGGAGCACUUGAAUAUCGUUAAUUUAAUGGGGGCCUGCACAAAUACCAACAUCAAAGAAAUUCUGGUCAUCAUCGAAUUCUGUAAAUUUGGCGAUUUAAAAUCGUAUUUUAUCAAACACCGGGAUCAAUUCAUUAACGAGUUGAACGCGUUGGGUAAUAUGCCACCCACGAACGAAACGGCAGCAAAUGAUUUUACACAACAUCCAUUGGUCGCAAUGAAACUGGUCAACGAAAUUUCGGAAUUGCAAAGUGAGUCUACGCAAACAAUUUUGUUUUAAAGGGGAAAAAACUAAUGAAUUAACCUAAUUAAAUAAGCUCACAAGCCAGCACAUGAGAGAGAAAUGCCCGAACGAGAUCAGACAUACAAGAGCAGAAAAGAUUCGGACGCAAAUUUUACUCAAAUAAUCAAAACGAGCAACUUGAUUUCAUGGUCAUACCAAAUUGCUCGGGGAAUGGAAUUCUUGGCCAGCAAAAAGGUAUUGCACGGUGAUUUGGCCGCCCGCAAUGUCCUUUUGGCCGAUCACGGAAUCGUCAAAGUGGCCGAUUUCGGAAUGGCUAGGCAAAUGAAGGAUUACGAAUGCGAAAAAGAGGGAGAAGAAUUAUUUCCAGUCCAGUGGAUGGCAAUAGAAUCCCUGACCAUAAACAUUUUUUCCAGCCAAUCAGAUGUCUGGUCCUACGGGAUUCUCUUGUGGGAAAUCUUUUCCCUCGGCAAUGUUCCAUAUCCAGGAAUGGAGAAUGGCUGGGUACUUGUAAGGGAAAUUCAAAAUGGGUGCCGAAUGGAAAAACCAGAAUACUCGCCCAAUUUUUUGGGAGAAAUAAUGAAAAACUGCUGGCAAAAAAAUCCAAAUGAGAGGCCAACUUUCUCUCAACUGGCAGGAGUGAUCGAAAAACAAAUCGAAUCGCUGGACAGCUUGAAUUAUUUGAACAUGAAUAGGCCAGCAAGUG